Molecule: messenger RNA, 10260 nt
Organism: Pristis pectinata (smalltooth sawfish)
Lineage: Eukaryota; Metazoa; Chordata; Chondrichthyes; Rhinopristiformes; Pristidae
Gene: zdhhc15b
Product: zinc finger DHHC-type palmitoyltransferase 15b
Exons: 12
Coding region: 64-1065 (333 amino acids)
Biological process (GO): protein targeting to membrane; peptidyl-L-cysteine S-palmitoylation; synaptic vesicle maturation
Cellular component (GO): Golgi apparatus; endoplasmic reticulum
Molecular function (GO): protein-cysteine S-palmitoyltransferase activity
Source: RefSeq, a predicted model, not a curated record
GGCGGUCGGCGGGGUCGGUGAGGUAGAGGGUUGUGGGGACCGGCCGAUAGGCCGGGUGGGAAAAUGGCGAUAUCGCGAGGGCUGUGGUGCUGUCAGCGGGUGUUGGCUUGGAUACCAGUGCUCAUCAUCACCCUGGUUGUGCUUUGGUCCUACUACGCCUAUGUAUUUGAGCUGUGUGUCUUUACCGUCCAAAAUGGUUUGGAAAAAGCUGCAUAUCUUGUGAUAUUUCAUUUAUUUUUUGUGCUGUUUGUGUGGACCUAUUGCAAAGCUAUUUUUACAGAACCAGCACAGCCUUCCCGAAAGUUUCAAUUGGCCAGAGCUGACAGAGAAAGAUAUGAACGAGAAGAAAAUCCUGAGGUGCAAAAGCAAAUUCUAUUGGAUGCAGCUAAAAGGUUACCAGUGUACACCAGGACUGCAUCCGGAGCCAUCCGAUACUGUGACCGGUGCCAACUGAUUAAGCCUGAUCGUUCUCAUCACUGCUCUAUCUGUGACAUGUGUGUAUUGAAAAUGGAUCAUCAUUGUCCUUGGGUGAACAACUGUAUUGGAUUUUCAAACUACAAAUUUUUUCUGCUCUUUUUGGGAUAUUCCAUGCUGUAUUCCUUGUUUGUUGCUGCAACAGUUCUGCAAUAUUUCAUCAUGUUUUGGACGGGUGGUCUUCCAGAUGGUCCUGCAAAAUUUCAUGUUCUCUUUCUUCUUUUCGUGGCUGUCAUGUUCUUCCUCAGCCUCAUGUUUCUCCUUGGCUACCAUUGUUGGCUGGUCAGUUUAAACAGAUCUACAUUAGAGGCCUUCUCAGCACCAAUAUUUCAUCAUGGUCCAGAUAAAAAUGGUUUCAACCUUGGCAUAUGGAAAAAUUUAGAGCAAGUAUUUGGACCAAAAAAGAAGUACUGGCUGCUACCUAUUUUUACCAGUGUCGGAGAUGGACAUUUUUUCCCCAUGAGGUCACAGUCAGAGAGUCAUAAUCCACUUCUCUCCAACAAUGAGCACUGGGAUGAAGGCGAUUCAGAUGUAGACUACUACGCAACUACAAGUGGAAAUACCUCUGUGACUGUAGAAAUGGAGAGCUAGCUGACCUUUGCUGUUGUUCAGCACCCACAGGUUAAUCCCAGGUGCCACCGUAUUACUUGACGAGAAAAUGUGAGAACCAAGGAUCCCUGAGGGACUUCAACAAAUGAAAUGGAACUAUUACAUGCCUUACAGUCUUCAGAAGAUCCUCUCAUUACAUAACGUACAUUAAGGCUUUGGUUCAUGAACAACUGCAUUUUCUUGGGGUGGUGGAGGGAGGAAGGGGACUGCUGUAAAUUCACUUACAAACUGAGUACCCGUGAGCAGGGACUUGUAUGUAAAUAAUGUGUGUGUGAAUGAGGCUCUAUCACAGAUACCUGAAACCAAUGUUGCGAUUAAUUUAACAUUGAUGUGUUGUAUUUAACUCAUUAGGGCAAAGUGCUAAACAAAAAGUGUUCCUUGCAGUAAAGUUGCACGAGUAAGGUACAAAUAUCAAACUGUCAAGUGGAAAAAUCUGCAAUAUCUGUUCAACCGUGUGUUUGAACAAAAGAGCAAUGGAUUGAUUAUUUACUGUGUUUAUAUGAAUUAAGUCAUUUCAAACCAGGUCAUUUUUUUUUAAUGUUUUUUAAAUAUGUUUGAAAGAUUCUUGAAUUUAGCUAGGUUUUUUUAUAUGUUUGUAAUGUGAUGUACAUAUUUUUUAAACUAAUUUACCCUCAGAAUUAAAAUUAAAUAUAAUAUUACUCCAAUGAGGGACCAAAGAUUGGUAAAGCAGUAUCUGCUCAAAGUUUGAGUUAUUCUUGAACCUUAGGAAAAUGUAAUUAUCUCUUGGUUAAUGUGUGCAUGCCUUUCACAUCACAGCAUAAUGUCAAGUCGUUUUCAUUAUCAUUCCAUGGUGCUAACUUUACUUCUGAGCAAAAGAAAUGACCAACCAACGCCUCCCAUAAAAAUUCUUCUGAUCUUCCUCUGCAUUCUAAAAAAAAGUUCUCCAGAUUGUUUUUAGUCUGUCAUCUGAUUCCACCUCCAAAAUAUCACCUUUCAUUUUCUCCCUCUACCUGUAAUUGGCACAGACAGUUAAUAUUGAGGGUUUUCUACCUGUUUAUUCUUUAAUUAAAAUAUAUAUUUAAAUUCAGGGUAGAAAUUAACUCUUGACAAAGGUAUUUAGUUUUUUUUACAUUGGAACUAGUGCAACUUCUUAAGAGUGAUUUUCUGUCUGCAUAGAAAUGCAUUCCUUCAACAACCUGAGCUUAGUGGGUAUUACUCUGAGAACAUGCAACAUCCUUUUUCCAGGUUCCAAUUUUGACAUGUGUUUUCAUAAUGUGGCUUUUGAAUUUCCUGAACUUUGACUUCUGGAGGUUUUCUGACUCUGUCUAAGCUCUGGGCCUAUUGCUGAAGCUAAGGACAAACAGGUGCAGUAAACAUCUCCAGCAACAUUAAGGGAUAACAGUUUGAGGUUCAAGGACACUAAUCCACACAGGAAAAGAAUAACCUGCUGGUAGACUUCAGAAUGUGAUUAUUUUAUAGACAGUAAAAUACUGAACAUCUAUGAGUUACAGACCGGUUAAAAAAAAAGGAACAAUUAUUUACUUUAGUGGGAUUUAGUGUGUUCACUUGCUGUGCUUAAAGUGUUCUUAACAAGUGUCAGUAACAUUCAAAAUAUUUGCCCAUAUAUUUCAGUGAAGUAUACAUUUAAGUCAUUUUCCUUUUAUCCUUUGCAACAUAUCUCUCAGCCAGUCCUUAAGACAAAUGGCAUGUAUUGCUAUCUGUGGGACUCCGUGCAUGCAGGUUAUUGGUUUUGCUUCUUGCAUUAUGACAGUGACUACAGUUGAAAAUUAACUUCAUUGUUUGAAAAGUCCUUGGGACAUCUUGAGGUUGGGAAAAGUGCUCUAUAAUUGCAACUUUGUCCUUCAUUUUCCUUUCCUAGAUUCCGUUACAGGCCAACCUGAAUUAAAUAAUUCACUUUGGACACUCAGGAUUGUAAUAGAGACAUGACAAUGAAAACCAUUUUUUUUUGUAAAAAUACAUUUUAAAACUGGUUCUUCCUGUUAUCUCUUAAGAACAUGCCCUCUCUGCACUUUCAAUAUAAAGGCAUUUGGGAGUCAAAACAAUGAUAAUAUAAUAAGAUUGAAUUAAAAAUGUGUUUGAUAGUGAGCUGCCCACUACAGCAAAGCCUUGAUAUUUUUCAAAUCCUAUAAAUGUUUUUAGUGCUGCUCUUUUUGUCAAAUUUACUAGAGGUGCUGUGCAGACAUAUAAAAGAGCUUUCAUUUUAUAAAUUAAAUAACUUUGUUGUGACCCAAUCAGUGACCAGAUUUCAAGUAUUAAAAUAGCUAGGCUGUAUUUUUUUAAAGUGAAGAAUUAUAUGUACAUAUUGAGACAUUAUUACAUUUAAAAACGAGAACAAGUUCAACAAAGUAGAAGAAAUUGUGACUUUAUUUCUGAGAACUCUUUCAAUAACCUUAUUUUGCUUUUGUAAAAUGACACCUACAGGUUCAAACGUAAGUUCUGCCAUUGAAAAUUGAAGUCUGAUUUCUAGUAUUUCGACAACUUUGAUAAAUACAUCAAGCUUUCACAAGUUUGACUAUUAACCUGACGUUCACACAAAAUUUAAUAUAGUUUACUUUUAAUUUCACAACGUUCCCACAAAAUUUAAUGUAGUUUACUUUUAAUUUCACAAUCUUUUUCCCCCAUCCCCACUCAAAAGAAGUAGCAUGUUUUAAAAAAAAAUGUUUGACUGGAAGACUUUCCACAUUAGGAAUUUCUUUAGAAAUCUUGUACGGAGAAAUACAAGUAGAAAUAAAAUUGCAAUUUCAAUUGAUAAAUCUCAAGAUGAGUGAGAAAUUUAUUGGUAGUUAAUAUAUCACAUUUAGAAAUACAUGUCUAAAAUAAGCCCUGUCCAUUUGUAGGUUGAUGGAAUCAGCAUUUCUAUCAGAGAGCUGAAAUAACCCACUCUAAUAAUCUGGUGACCUUAGAAGUAGUUUUACCAUAUGGGAGAACUGCUAGGGCAUUCCACUAUAAAUUAAACUGGAACAGAAUGACAACAGACUGGGCAGUAAUUGUUGAAAUGGGUUAUGAAGCAAAAUAGGAGUGUUCCUAUAAUACAACAGAUAAUUAGGAUGCCUAUUUUCAUCCAUUGGUUCCCUUGCAGCUGUAUAGAUAACAAUAACUUGGGUGAGGUCAGAAUGUAUUCUUGGUCUAUGGUACGAACAAUAAAAUACUGCCAUUAAUAACUUGAUGAAUGCUAUUAUUUUCUUCUUAUUUAUCUGUGCCAUAUUGUCCUUCAAAUAUCCCAAACCUGCAAAGGAUUCAAAUGGAUUUAAAUCAUUUUAUUAAAUCACUAGAAAAUUGAACACAAGCAUUGCAUGAUAUUCUCUAUCAUUCUCUGACUCGCUUGCUAUUUUUUGUACUCUCUGCUCAGAAAAUUUCCUGUUUAUUUAGUUCUUAAUAACUUCAUAGGAAUAUUAAGAAUAAAAUACCUCCUGCUUUACAUGAAAAAUGUUACUCCAAAAUGGAAACCUUUAUAUUGGUAUCACUAAAAUUAUUCCUUGGAAAAUAAUCAUCAUUACUGGUUUACAAGUAGAAUUUCUAGAAAUCUCCAGUAAUUUAAGAGAGUAUUAUCCCUCUAUUACUAAAUAGUUUUACAAUGGAGAAACACAUCAAUAUGUCCCCAUUAAGCAAGUCAGGGCAUUUUUGUUGUAUUAUUAGAGAAAUUGUAAAAUCUAGUUAAUGACUCUUGUUAAAACACACAAGAAAAUCUAUAUUCUUCAAAAUGAAUCCCAGGAACCCAGUAUAAAAGUGGAGAGACUGGUCAUUUCUUUAUCUAAUAUGUGCGCAUAAGAUAUUUUCUAUUGAAAAAUAAAAGUGUUAAGUAAAUUGAAGAAACUGAUUUAGCCAGUGUUUAUUACAUAGAAUGGAGGAUGAAGCUGUCCAUUGUACAUUAGAGAAUAAAGCAAUCUUAUUGAGUAAGCAUCCUUUCAUCCAUAUGCCAACUUGAAGAAAUUUAUGAUUAACAAGGUUAAAUUUGUGGUACUGUAUUUAUUUUAGAGCGACAAACAUUGAAGCAGAUUAGAAUUUUGAAGAAAAGCAAGUGAAGGGGUUUACUUUCAACAAGCCAGUUGCUGACAAUGUAAGGAGAUUGUAAAUGCAUUUGCAUAGGAUUGUCAGCCUGGCGUUUUAGGACUUCUUUUUAUUCAUUCAUUGGAUAUGGGGAUCACUGUAUGAUUAAUUUUCCCUUCCUGAAUGCACUUGAUGGUGACAUAUUUCCAAGUCAGGUUGUUUGACAGAGAAGAACGUGGAGAUGUUUUUAUGAUCUAGCUUUUGUUAUUGUCUUUCUGGAUAGUAUAGGUUACAGAUUUUUGAGGUGUAGUUAAAAAUUCGGUAAGGGUGAUGCCAUUGAGUGUGUUGGGGUGGUUGAUUUUUGAGAUGGUCAUUACUUGGAACGUAUGUGGUGCGCAUGUUUACCACUUAGCCCAAAUUGAUUGCUUCAUUUUCUAAAGAGUUGUAAACAGAAGUGAACACUGCAAACUUGCACACAUCUGACUUAGUGGACUAGUCAUCAUUAUGAAGUAAUUGAAGCAUAAGAAAAAAAAAGUCAAUAAUAGAUAUAAGAUAUAGAUGAUAUUUAUUUAUUAGACACGUGUACAUUGAAACACAUCGAAAUGUGUCUUUUUGCAUUACUGAGAAUGUGCUGGGGGCAGCCUGCAAGUGUUGCCACUCUUCCAGUGCCAACAUAGCAUGCCCACAGCUCCUAACCUGUAUGUCUUUGGAAUGUGGGAGGAAACCCAUGCAGACACGGGGAGAAUGUACAAACUCCUUAUGGACAACGGUGGGAAUUGAGCCCUGGUUGCUGGCGCUGUAAUAGCGUUAUGCUAACCGCUACACUACUGUGUGCCCUAAUAUAGGGCCUCUGUGAGACCAGUCCCGGAGUAUUGUGUGUGGUUUUGGUCUCCUUAUCAAAAGAAAAAUAUAGUUGCCUCACUGGGAGUGUAAUGAAUGUAAUGAAUCCCACCAGACCACUGCUGGGAUGAGACAAUUAGAAGAGAUUGAGUAGUCUGCACUUGUAUUCUGUGGGAAUGAGAGGGUAAUCUCAAAACAUCUUAAAAUUUGCCAGUGUAAGUGCCAUAGUUAUACAGCCUUUGGCCCAACUCGUCCAUGUCAACCAAUAUGCCUAUCUAAGCUGGUGCCAUUUUCCUGCGUUUGGCCCGUAUCCUUCUAAAUCUUUCUAUGCACCUGUCCAAAUGCCUUUUAAACAUUGUAAUUGUACCUGCCUCUACCACUUCCUCUGGCAGCUCGUUCCAUAUACCCACCACCCUCUGUUGGGGGGGGGGGAAUCCCCUCAGAUCCCCUAUACACCUUUCCUCCUUCACUGUAAACCUAUGCCCUCUAGUUCCCCUCUACAUUAUAAACCUCAAUAAUGUCCCAGCCUAUCCAGUCUCUCCUUAUAACUCAAGCCCUUCAGUCCAGGUAAUAUUCUUUGUGAAUCUUUUCUGCACCCUCUCCAGCUUAAUCACUUCCUUCCAAUAGUGUGGCAACCAGAACUGCACAGAACUCCACUGAUUGUACAAUUGUAACUCAAUGUCCCAACUCUUGUCCUCAUGCCUCAGCCAACGAAGGCAAGCAUGCCAUACACCGCCUUCACCACCCCGACUAUUUGUGUUGCCACUUUCAGGGAUCUAUGUACAUGUACCCCUAGGUGUCUCUGUUCAACAACACUCCCCAGGGCCCUGCCCUUCUCUGUGUAUAUCCUGCCCUGGUUUAACUUCCCAAAAAGCAUCACUUUGCACUUCUCUGAAUUAAAUUCCAUCUCAAUGCUGGCAGUAUGUCAGUAUGUUUGUCCUAACUGUGGUGUCUACAGCUAAUAGCCAGAAUCUUAAAAUUAGCAGUAGGUCAAUUAGAUUUGAGGUGAGACACAUCUUCACUCUGGUUGUGAAUUUUUGGAAUUCUAUGCCAGAGGUCUGUUGAUCUUCAGUGGAUCAGCAUAUAAUUCCUGGGAUCAAAUACAAUUUUUGGACAUUAGGGUAUUCAAAGGACAUAAGGAUAAUGCUAAUAGGUAUUGUUGAGAUAGCACUUUGGCGAUGUUGCCCAAUGGCAGAGCAGGCUAAAGGUCUCAAUGACCUGCUUAUCUAAAGGAGGGCAGGACUGAUACAACACACCUGCUUAGGGUACUUAAUUAUACCACAAUGAAUGAUCAUUUAACACAUUUGAAACCUGACAAAUUCCUAAUACUGCUAAAGCAUCUCAGAAUUUGGUUCAGAGAUUUCCUUUUAUUUUCUCUUUCCUUGAAUAAGUACUUUAAUAUGUUAACCUCUCUGCACACCUGGCCACUGAAAAUCAGAUUCAUGGUCUGGGUCCACUAGAUCAUGUAACUGGCCUAACAGCUGUGAAAAGGAACAGUUUGGUUAAUUCAUCACUGUUCCUUUCAAUCGAAGCAUUUUGCCUUUGACAGUGGAGAUGUAGAAGGGACUAGUCUUUGCGAAACAGAAAAGCCUGCCUCCAUUUCUGGAGGAAUCCAUUACCCAAACCAAGGAUUUGAUGAUGGAAGAAGUUUGGUACACUUUUUUUUAAUGUGUUUCGGUUUUUGUCUUAACAUGUACAAUCACCUCAGAUAUUACCUGAAAAUAUUAGUACUUCCCUAAAGGAGCUGCUAGUGACAACAAUAAAUUACUUUGUUCCUAAUAUGUUAUUGUAACAUUAUUGAAUUAAAUUAUAAAGCACCAUAACACUUUAUGUGCUGACUUUGACCACUAGUAACUUUUAAAACUGGAAUGAUAACUCUGUCCUGAGGCAGGGUUUUGACCUGAAACAUCUACAAUUCCCUUUUCCCCACAGAUGCUGCUCAACCUGCUUAGUUCCUUCAAAAGAUUGUUUGUUACUUUUAAAACUGGGUUGGAUAUAUUACAUCUUCCACCAUUUGUCCAAAGCAGCAAACAUUAUUUUACAAGGAAUUGGUAGUUAAACUGUUCAUUUUAAUUUAGUAUGCUGUGACUUUUCGCAAAAUAUGUAUCCCAUACUUACAAUGUACACUUUCACCUGUAUUAAUUAUAUUGAGUGCUUGAUAUCAAACCCCUUUUCCAAUGUAACUGAUUUUUCACACAUCACAAUAUAUCAUCAGUCUUCUUUCCCCUCUAUCCCCCCUUCAGCCAAUUUAUUCUAGCAUCCUCAAUUGGCAGGGAGAUUAACAGUUUCUAUGCUUGUGCAUAAAUAAAUUGCCAGAUCUAUUAUCAAGGUUAUAGAGAAUGCUUUGUGUCCAACUUUAAGGACACAAUCACUACCCAGAGUGGAUUUAUUAAAGGAUUUAUCCAGCCACAAUAUCUCCUGAAGUAGAAGCAGCCAGCACAAAACAAGUGGAGUGAAAACUUGAGAGACAAAUUGCUUGGAAGUAAGAUGUCAUUGAAACACCGAGGUUGACCUUCUGAGAGAUGAAAAGAUGACCAUUUGAUUUUUGCCAUGAACUGCAUAGCAAUUAACAUUAAGCAAAAUUAAAUGAUUUACAUCUAGCAAUUGCAGUGCAGGUAAGUCAUUUAAAACAAUGCCAUCAUGCCUAAGACUGCCAUCACUAAGUUUGAAUCCAUAACAAGAAUUGUACUUGUUAACAGGUGAUUUUGGUUCGAUUAUUUUCCAUUAACAAAAUUCCAGCCAAUAUUACAAAAGGAAGUAUAUUUCCUGAAUGUGCAGACAUACAGAACAUUUCUGCAAUCCAGAUGCUAGGCUGACCCAAUCAGCAGGUUUGGGAAUUGUAUUCCUAAGCAUUUACCAUAAUCAUCUAGAAUUCCCAAACCUGUCUGUCUGUAAUGUUAAUCAUAGUCAUGCAGCACAUACACAGGCCCUUUGGCCCACCCUGCCUGCAUUGGCCAUCAAGCAUCUUCCUGUAUUUGAUUUUCCAGAACUCACCUCAUCAAGGUACUAGUUAAAUGUUGUGAGAGUACCUACCUCAAACCCUGCUCGCCCCUGCAGCCACCAAGCCAGUGUGUUUCAGUGCCUGACCUUAGACAACCUGAUGACCAGCAUCUCUGCAGGUAAACCAGUACAUUUUGUGUCCAGCUUAUAUGCUCAUCCAAUGUAAGUGUGAGGACUGAGGCUUUUAAAGAAACUGUACCCAGUGCUGCUAAGUUCAGUAUUAUAGUUGACACUCACCCACCUUAGAUUAUCCUGUCUACUGUGUUUACUGAAGUUAUAAUAAAAAUGAAGUAGCCAAGCCAGUGUACUAGCCAGCUCUAAUUUUAGAAAGUGAUUUAAAGUAAUUUUAUAAUUUGAGUGGAGGGUGUUCAGAAAACAGUAACUCCCAAUACUUGACACCUUUGUAGGUGCUUACCAUACUUAGUUAUGGAGGGAAUUUAAACAUCUUUUGGAGCUUGCUUAGCUUAACUGACUUCCAAACAUCUCCAUCAACUAAUCAGAGUCCCCUCUCCCUUAAAGUAGAAUUUUCUUUCCCAGUUCUAAAGUAAACCAAGGUAUCAUCCUUUAUCAUUUUCAUGUUCAAGUUGCAUUGCUUUGAAGACAUCUGUGCUUGAGAUUCAAUUCUCACUCAUCCUAUGUACUCGCAUUAUAUCUGUACUUGUAUCAUUUUGAAGAAAAUCACCUUAAAUCUGUGCUAUCAAAGUGACCAAGUAUUGUGGUGUAAAACUCAGUGAAGUACCUUCUUUACAACUUGUGUAAAGAAGUUGUGAAAAUUCUUUUAACUGGCUGAUAAACAAUUCUUUGCAUUUGAUUCUUCCUGAGGUCAUGGCUUCGAUUUAAAAUUCUAGGUAGGAAAUAGAGGGCAUUCCUUCAUUUUCUGCAACGUCCGAAUAAUUGCUAAUGUGGUGCACAUGAUUCAGCAUUGUCAGCUUUCGGGAUAAAAAGUCCAGUCAGUACUAAACUACUGCAGUAUCAGCUGGGGUUUUAUUUUAAAACCCAUGAGCUAUUGACAAAACAAUGUGUCAGCAAAGAAUAUGUGUACCCAUAUCCUUUCAUCCCAGUUGAUUGUCAUCUUGUCCUGUCACAGUGCAGGAAGUGUUUUAUUUAAUCUUAUCUACAACUUGUGUCUGCUGUGUUGUUACUGAUGACGGAGACUGUACACUUUAUUCUUUUCUGCUUCCCUACUUAGUACACCUGACUAGUUAUUUUCUUAUGAGAGUAAAUACAUCACCAUAAUGCAGUUUCACGGACAACCUUAAAUAUUUCCUUCAGUUUUUUCCCAUGUCUUCCCAUGCCCCUUAUAUGAUGCAGAGAAGUUGCAAUCCACUGAUUAUGUUUCAUUAUAGAUGUAUGCCUAUGUCAUUGAUU